AUGACUAGUUCAGCUGCAGACAAAGUGCUAGGUUUCAGCAAUCAUGGUGAUAAUGGCUCUCCAAGCAGAACUGAGGACAGUGGAAAAAGAUGGGCACUUCUGGUAGCUGGAUCAAGGGGUUACAGUAACUACAGACAUCAGGCUGAUGUAUGCCAUGCAUACCAAAUACUGAAGAGAGGCGGAUUGGAAGAUGAGAACAUAAUUGUUUUCAUGUAUGAUGAUAUUGCAAGCAACCCUGAAAAUCCUAGGCCUGGUGUCAUUAUCAACAGGCCAAAUGGCACGGAUGUUUAUAGAGGAGUUCCAAAGGAUUAUACAGGGGAUAAUGUUAAUCCAGAAAAUUUGUAUGCUGCAAUUCUUGGAAACAGAAGUGCUCUCAAUGGAGGUAGUGGCAAGGUUCUUAAUAGUGGUCCAAAUGACCACAUUUUCAUCUAUUACUCUGACCAUGGAAGUCCAGGAGUACUUGGGAUGCCUGCUGGUGGGCAUGUUUAUGCUAAAGAUCUCAUAGAUGUGCUGAAGAAGAAGCAUGCUUCUAAAGGUUACAAAAGCAUGGUGCUUUACGUCGAAGCAUGUGAAUCUGGGAGAAUUUUUGAAGGCCUCCUUCCGGACAAUCUAAAUAUAUAUGCUACAACAGCAUCAAAUGCAGAAGAGAGUAGCUAUGGAACAUAUUGUCCUGGUGAGGAAGAUGUUCCUCCAGAAUAUUCUACUUGCUUGGGAGACUUGUAUAGUAUUUCCUGGAUGGAGGAUUGCGACAAGCAAGAUUUGCAUAAAGAAACUUUAGGGAAGCAAUAUGAAAUUGUUCGAAGAAGAACAAAUACAUCUCAUGUUAUGCAGUAUGGAGAUAUGAGUCAUAGACAUGAGUUCCUCUCUACUUACAUGGGGGAAGCUCAUACAAUUAAGGAUAGCCAUACUUCACCAUCAAUCUCAUCAGUUAAUAUUAGCCAAAGUGACGCUGACCUCCUCCAUUUCCAGUACAAGUUCCAAAGAGCUCCAGCCGGCUCUCAUCAGAAACUGGAAGCACAGAAGCAGCUGCAUGCUGAAAUUGCUCAAAGAAAACAAGAGGACUAUAAAAUAAAUCAAAUAGGGGAGCUUUCGUUUGGAAACCAGAAGAGCUCACAAGUAUUGAUGAAUGUCAGGCCUUCAGGGCAACCACUAGUCGAUGACUGGGACCGCCUCAAGAUGUUUGUGAGGACUUAUGAGAACUUCUGUGGAAUUCUGUCAACAUAUGGAAUAAAAUACACACAGGCUAUAGCCAACAUCUGCAAUGCUGGGGUUAUUAAAGAGAAAAUGGUUGCAGUCAAACUUGUUCUAAAACACCCCAACUCUAGUUAUGGUUCUUCAUGA
Fragaria vesca subsp. vesca is the source of this 1341-nucleotide messenger RNA. RefSeq names its product vacuolar-processing enzyme-like. The transcript has 10 exons. Lineage: Eukaryota; Viridiplantae; Streptophyta; Magnoliopsida; Rosales; Rosaceae. Gene Ontology annotation, biological process: vacuolar protein processing. Gene Ontology annotation, molecular function: cysteine-type endopeptidase activity. The record is from RefSeq and is a predicted model, not a curated record. The coding region runs from base 1 to 1341 and encodes 446 amino acids.